Molecule: messenger RNA, 597 nt
Organism: Kockovaella imperatae
Lineage: Eukaryota; Fungi; Basidiomycota; Tremellomycetes; Tremellales; Cuniculitremaceae
Exons: 2
Coding region: 1-597 (198 amino acids)
Source: RefSeq, a predicted model, not a curated record
AUGCCCAAAGAGCUUACCCGAAACCAAGUCUCUAAUGGGCUGACAUACGUCGCCAAUACUCCUUCAUUCCUCAAAAACUUUGGCAAACCUCCCCCUUCGCCUCCUCCAGCGGAACGAUUUGACCAUUCUGAAUCGUCCGGUCGACCAGGUAGAGAACCGUUACCUGAACGACCCAGAGAUGGCAAAUGGGCUAAAGGUUCAGAUGAUGAGAAGGACGACACGAAUAAUCCAGACUCGGAUGACGAAUGGGGCGAGAUCUACGGAGGUGGAGGAGAGGAUGGACCUCAGGUGGUGGUGCUAAAGGAGGGGAGACAUCUUUCAGCGGAUGAGGUGAAGAGAGAACGCAGGCGAGCUGCUGGGAAGCCCUCAAAAUCUCCGUCACCAGAGGCAGCCGCCCUACCAGCUCCGAACGAAAAGGAGACCGCUAAGCCUAAAACGCAGAUCAUCAAAACGGCAUCUACGUCCUCGAAGCGCAAGCUGGUUGGUAAGGAGGAGUCCAAGCCGGAUGCAUUGACAGCUGCUGUGGCGAAGCCAAAGAAGAAGAAAAAGAUGGAUAAGGGAUUGCUCAGCUUUGACGAGGCGGAUGGCGACUCAUGA